Molecule: messenger RNA, 342 nt
Organism: Heterostelium album PN500
Lineage: Eukaryota; Evosea; Eumycetozoa; Acytosteliales; Acytosteliaceae
Product: protein serine/threonine kinase
Exons: 2
Coding region: 1-342 (113 amino acids)
Biological process (GO): protein phosphorylation
Molecular function (GO): ATP binding; protein kinase activity
Source: RefSeq, a predicted model, not a curated record
AUGGCACCGGAGGUACUGGACGUCUCCAUGGAGGCAACUGGCGAUGGCUACACCCUGAAAGCCGACAUCUGGUCGUUCUCGAUGCUGGUCUUUGAGAUCAUCUCACUGCUUCCGCCCUACCACCAAUUCCCACACCUCCAGACGGUCGAGAUGAUUCUCAAGGGCACACCACCACCUCUCACCAGCAACAUCUCACCCAAUCUCUCAGGUCUGAUCGACCUUCUCCACCAUUGUAUUGAUAUCAACCCAUCUAAACGUCCAACUGCAUCUCAAGUUGUAUCGAAAUUAGUUAAACUACUAAAGAGUUCAGUUAAAACCCAAUGUGUAUUAAAAAACAAAUAA